ACAUCAUUCAUUGUUUCAAUAUGAAUGAAAUCUCUCAACCGAUCUACUCAGUUUCCGAGAUUACAUUAAUGCUGGCUCUAAUUCGCUCAUCUGGUCGUGUUUUUUUGUUUCCCUGGGGUCCCUAUCUUUCAUUAUUUUGGCUGCUGUGCUAGGGUUUUGUUCCGUGGAAACCAGCCGAGCUGGAACUUGCAGAACUCUGCGUUUGGUGUUGCUUGACCUGAAAUCGACGGAAUCGAGCUGCUGGAGCUGUGUGACAGGUUUUUUUGUCCGAAAUUAUCGUUUGGAGAUCAUUUCCAUUGCAAUCGGAGACCCCGGGGAGCUCUUCUGUGGUUAAUGGUGCUGCUGUACCGGGGAGUAUGUUUGAUCUUUAGUUUCGAUAGAUUCUUCUCUUCUUCUUUCGGUGAUUCAUGGAUCCUGUCGUGGAUAGGCUUGGCUAAAUACAAGGUGUUCAGCUUCGGUGGGGGUAUUGAUGAGAAUUUGUUGCAUCGAGGAGAGAAAGUUGCGGUUUCAAAAUGCAUUUUGCGAAACUCGACGAUUCUCCUAUGUUUCGGAAACAGAUUCAGUGCUUGGAGGAAAGUGCCGAAUCGUUAAGAGAGAGAAGUCUAAAGUUUUAUAAAGGAUGUCGAAAGUACACAGAAGGGCUUGGGGAAGGAUACGAUGGUGACAUAGCUUUUGCAAGUGCCCUUGAAACAUUUGGAGGAGGGCAUAAUGAUCCUAUUAGUGUUGCUUUUGGAGGCCCAGUUAUGACUAAAUUUACAAUUGCAUUGAGGGAGAUUGGGACAUACAAGGAAGUUCUUCGAUCACAGGUUGAACACAUGCUAAAUGACAGGUUGCUGCAAUUUGUCAAUAUUGAUUUGCUUGAUGUCAAGGAAGCAAGGAAGCGUUUUGACAAGGCUAGCCUUCUUUAUGACCAGGCUCGAGAAAAGUUUCUAUCAUUGAAGAAAGGCACAAAGACGGAUGUUGCUACUCUAUUGGAGGAGGAGCUUCACCAUGCAAGGUCUUCAUUUGAGCAAGCUCGCUUCAAUCUGGUUACAGCUCUUUCUAAUGUUGAGGCAAAAAAGAGAUUUGAAUUUUUGGAGGCAGUUAGUGGAACAAUGGAUGCUCAUCUCCGUUAUUUCAAACAGGGUUACGAGCUAUUGCACCAGAUGGAGCCUUACAUCAACCAGGUUCUGACUUACGCACAACAGUCGAGAGAAAGGUCCAACUAUGAGCAGGCAGCUCUCACUGAAAGAAUGCAGGAGUAUAAAAGGCAGAUUGAUCGUGAAAGUCGAUGGUCUUCAAAUGGUUCACAUGGUUCUCCUAAUGGAGAUGGUAUACAAACCAUUGGUAGAAGUUCCCAUAAAAUGAUAGAGGCAGUGAUGCAAUCUGCUGCACAGGGAAAGGUUCAAACCAUUCGUCAAGGUUAUCUCUCAAAACGUUCCUCUAGUCUGAGAGGUGACUGGAAAAGAAGGUUUUUCGUUCUUGAUAGCCGAGGGAUGCUGUACUACUAUCGCAAGCAAUGCAGCAGACCAUCUGGAAGUACUGGUCAACUUUCGAGUCAAAGGAGCCAUAAUUCAUCCGAAAUUGGUUCAGGGCUGCUGAGCCGCUGGCUUUCUUCUCAUUACCAUGGUGGGGUUCAUGAUGAGAAGUCUGUUGCUCAUCACACUGUGAACCUGCUGACGUCUACUAUAAAGGUUGAUGCAGAUCAGUCUGAUUUGAGGUUUUGCUUCAGGAUCAUUUCUCCAUCAAAGAACUACACUUUGCAGGCAGAGAGUGCUCUAGAUCAGAUGGACUGGAUUGAAAAGAUAACUGGAGUUAUUGCUUCCUUGCUGAGUUCCCAGUCACCUGAGCAGCGUCUCGUUGCUAGUCCCAUGGGCUGUGCUCAUCAGCAAGUUGCUAGUGAUAGUAGUUCAUUCGGAAGCUCCUCUGAUAUGGAUCACCCAACAACAGAAGAAUAUACAUCUGAGAGGAAACUCAUCGGUGGACAUUAUGAACGAACAUCUAGAUGUUAUCUGCAGCAACGGCACAACAUGAAAAAUGAGAAGCCAAUAGAUGUGCUGAGAAGAGUGUCUGGGAAUGACAAAUGUGCUGAUUGUGGCGCCCCUGAACCAGAUUGGGCAUCCUUGAACCUUGGUGUUCUUCUCUGUAUUGAAUGUUCUGGUGUCCAUCGUAAUCUUGGUGUGCACAUCUCAAAGGUCCGGUCACUGACUCUUGAUGUCAAAGUGUGGGAGCCUUCUGUUAUAACUCUGUUCCAGUCACUGGGUAAUGCAUAUGCAAACUCGGUGUGGGAAGAAAUGCUGCAAUCAAAUAUGGCUUUUCAGGCUUCAGAAGGCCGUACAGGUUUCUCUAUGUCCGAAAGACACCAACUACCAUUUAUGAGCAAACCUUGGCACGGUGAUCCUAUUUCAAAUAAAGAAAAGUUCAUUCACGCGAAGUAUGCAGAGAAGCUUUUUGUUCGCAGGCCCAAGGAUGAACAAAAUAUUCUUUCAGCCGCCCGACAAAUGUGGGAAAGUGUACGCACUAAUGACAAGAAAGCAGUCUACCGGCAUAUUGUCUGUGCUGAGGCAGAUGUGAAUGCUCUGUAUGGGCAGACAUCUUUUAGCACAUCCAUAACUCUAGCUAAAGUGAUGCUGUUGCAGGAACAGCCAAACCUUGGCCGGAACUCUAGUUUUUUAGCAGAGGAUUCUUUGGAAACCCCCUCUGCAAACUCCUUAAAGUUGGUGAGCAGUGGCGGGGAACAAAAUUUAGAGGAAUAUCUUGAUGGGUGCUCCUUGCUUCACAUUGCUUGUCAGACUGGAGACAUAGGCAUGCUAGAACUUCUUUUACAAUAUGGUGCAAACAUCAAUUUUCCUGAUUCAAGUGGCCAGACACCACUCCAUCAUUGUAUUCUCCGUGGCAGAUCUCUGUUUGCGAGAUUUCUCCUUUCAAGGGGUGCAGAUCCACGGGUUGUAGAUAGGGAAGGUAAAACCCCUCUUCAUCUCGCAGGAGAGUCCAAUUUCAUUGAUGAUGAGAUCCUUGCUCUGUUAAGAGAGACAACAAGAUGACAUUGUUAGAGAGAAUGCUAUAUAGGAGCAUUCUAGUAUAUAGAAUGAAGCUACAGUUUCUGUGUGAUUGUAUGUCAGAAACUUGAAGGCUGAUUCCUCACUGGGGGGAGCUCCCACCUUGGGGUUUUUUGGGAUCUUAGAGGAGCGAGUAGGGUGGACUGCCAUGCCCCAGCAGUCCCGUGUAAGAUAGUACCCCAUCAAUGUAAGUUAAAAUGUUUGUAUCCCAAGUUUUAGAGCAAUUGCAGGCUGUCCCUUGGGGCCCUUUCAAUUUGAGCUGCUUUGUUUCUAUUUGUUUGGUUUGGUUCCUUGUUGCUAGGGACGGGGUUUGCAUUUUGGUAACUGUGUUGUACAUUUGUAUGUUUAGUCAUAGAUCUUAGUUUGGGAAGCUUUGCUGGAUGUAACUCUUCCAAAUGAUGUUAUGUUGGGGGAGUUAAAACAAUGGGAAUAGAAAAGAAAAUUGUUGAUGUGGGAAUUACUAUAUGCCAAUAUACAAGUCUUUUCCUUUU
Messenger RNA from Telopea speciosissima, 3529 nucleotides. Its product is annotated as ADP-ribosylation factor GTPase-activating protein AGD3-like. Gene Ontology annotation, cellular component: cytoplasm. Lineage: Eukaryota; Viridiplantae; Streptophyta; Magnoliopsida; Proteales; Proteaceae. The coding region runs from base 513 to 3023 and encodes 836 amino acids. The record is from RefSeq and is a predicted model, not a curated record. The transcript is spliced from 19 exons. Gene Ontology annotation, molecular function: protein binding; GTPase activator activity.